Messenger RNA from Vombatus ursinus (common wombat), 3844 nucleotides. It is a transcript of the gene HAPSTR1, whose product is annotated as chromosome unknown C16orf72 homolog. The record is from RefSeq and is a predicted model, not a curated record. The transcript has 4 exons. NCBI's taxonomy places the organism in Eukaryota, Metazoa, Chordata, Mammalia, Diprotodontia, Vombatidae. The coding region runs from base 125 to 949 and encodes 274 amino acids.
GAAGGAGGCCCCGGGGUGGAGGGGAGAGAGAACAGCCGGCCGCUGGGCCCCGCCGCCAGCUCGCCAGACGACGAGGACGACGAGGAGGAGGAGGAAGAAGAAGAAGCGGAGAGGAAGGAGGAGGAUGGAGGAUAAGAAGGAGGAAGGCGAAUCCGAGAUUCAGGAGCACGGGCCCGAGCAUUGGUUCACCAAGUGGGAGCGGCAGUGCCUGGCCGAGGCCGAGCAGGAGGAGCAGCUGCCCCCGGAGCUGCAGGAGGAGGCGGCCGCCGCACAGCCCGAGCACAAGCAGCAGAAGCUGUGGCACCUCUUCCAGAACUCGGCCACCGCCGUGGCCCAGCUCUACAAAGAUCGAGUGUGUCAACAGCAAGGACUUUCCCUCUGGGUUCCCUUCCAAAAUGCAGCCACUGCCGUUACCAACCUCUACAAAGAAAGCGUGGAUGCCCAUCAACGAAGUUUUGAUCUAGGAAUUCAAAUUGGCUACCAGCGUCGCAAUAAGGAUGUGUUAGCAUGGGUUAAAAAACGCAGAAGAACUAUUCGUAGAGAAGACUUGAUCAGCUUCCUCUGUGGAAAAGUUCCUCCUCCACGAAACUCUAGAGCUCCCCCAAGACUAACUGUAGUAUCCCCUAACCGAGCUACUUCAACAGAAACUAGCUCAUCUGUAGAGACUGAUUUGCAACCCUUCCGUGAAGCCAUAGCUCUGCAUGGUCUUAGUGGCGCAAUGGCUAGUAUAAGCGUUCGUUCAAGUACUCCAGGCUCUCCUACUCAUGUAAGCAGUGGAUCGAAUGCUAGUCGAAGGAGAAAUGGACUCCAUGAUGUGGAUUUGAACACUUUCAUAUCAGAAGAAAUGGCACUCCACUUGGACAAUGGUGGAACUAGAAAGCGUACCUCAGCCCAAUGUGGCGAUGUCAUUACAGACUCACCAACUCAUAAACGCAACAGAAUGAUCUAAACUGCAAAAUUUUCAAACCCACCAUGCUGCUUGAAAGCCACUUGAUCCUCAACAUACUAUUGAAAAGGAAACAUGAGGCCAUCUUCCCUUGUUCACUGUUUAAGACAAGUGAAUUCAAUAAUGAUUGCCAUAAAGGAAGUUUUAGGUAUUACAGUAGAUGCCUCUUGUAACUAUGGCUUUCUUAAACUAUAAUCCUAGCAGAGGACAUCAGAUAUUGUGUAGUAGUUAGCAAGAUCAUCAUAGGCAAACAUGUAUCCGUUCCAAGGCUAAAAGUGACCUUACUUGUAUUCUUAAAGGGAAAGGAAAUAUCAGAUGUUUAUUUGGUUAUAGAAUGCUUUUUUGUCCUUUAUUUCCUGCUGUGUUGAGUAUUUUGCUUCAACAGUAUUUGCCAGUUGACUGAAAUUGUCUAAAACAUGACUUGGCAUCUUUGUCGAAUCUGCAGGCUUCCAUUUUCGCAGCACUGUACCAUGCACCUAGUUUCUAUAUAGUAACAGUGUGCAAGUUAUAAAUAUUGGACUGUGCCCUUUUUAGUUUUAAAAGCAGUUGAUAAUUCUGGUGAUUGUGUGAUAAUGUAAAGAGGUGCUAUGAUGGUCAUGCAAUUAAUACUUAAUAUUGAAUCAAUACAAGGAUCUUUAUUGGAUUCACUUUGUGUGUUUUAGUGCUCUAAAAGUAGCAAUAUUAAACUUUUCCCCAAUUAACCUCAUAGACUUAAAAUUUUCAGUUUUGAAAUGAUAUAAUUAAUGUACUUAUUUACAUGCCGGUACUGUCCUUGUGGUAAGUGUAAGCACUGCAGACUACAUUCUGAGUGACCUAAAUUUAGAGAGGUCGUGAAAUUUGAGAAUAGGCUUCCUUUUGGGUUCAGUAUUAGUGAAGGGGUAGGUAUCGUAUGCAACUAUAUAUCCAGUUUUACAUUUCUCAUGAAUGCCCAUGUUUGUGGCAGGUGUUAACUUUGGGCUGGGUAGAGGGUAAAAGUAUGUAUUUUGCCUGCUAAUGAACAAGAUAUGAUCACUGUUUAAAAAGGGGGGUGGGAGGGGAAACCAAUUGGAAUAUCAUUCUUAAAAAGAUGGAAUCUCAUGCAGGUUCUAUAAUUGUUAGGUAGACCUAAACAAAAGUUCUUUCAAAUAGACACCUGGACAAAUGUAAGACCUCUUAUAGCUACAAUGUUUUGAAGCAUGUUUUCUCUUCAUCUUCUAAUACCUUGAACCAAAUGUAGUGUUCAUUAGAUGAAGAACUUAAUGUAAGCUUGCCAGUCACUGUAAGUUACUAAAUGGCAUUCUUACAUCACGUAGGACAAAGAUAAGAGUGUUUCCUUGCCCAUUAUUGGUUAUUUCCUGUUUUUAUCUCAAGACCAUUCAUUGCAAAUCAAUGUAGGGAUUUUCCAGUAAUUAAUUAUAGCACUUAGAGUUGGCAGUUUAUUGAACCACUUUAUAGUCUUGUGAAGACUUAAAUUAAAUUGGGCGCUAAAGUUGACCAUAAUGCUUAUUGGCCUGGCUGGAUGUGAAUGGAACUUUGAAAGUUGGGAAUGAAUUGAAAUUCUGGGACUCCUUUUUUGACCUUAUUUUUCAUACUUGAGCUUGAAAUGAAAAUCCAUUCUAAGACAAAAAUUUAGGUAUGAUUUUAAAAAAUCAUUCAUUUUUGCAGAGAACACACACACCCACACACACACCCACACACCCACACACACCCCUCCCUACAGGUACAUAAACAUUCUGUCUCACACAGCCUCUUGUAAGGAAUACAGCCACAGGUGGAAUUAUAAUGCUCUGUCAUAUUUAACCUGAAACGGAAAAUGCCUAUGUAUUGUGAACACUUUUCCCAGCCUUCCACUUCAUAAGAAUUCACCAAGAAAUGCAUCUAGGAUCAUCUUUGUUUUUCUAUUGCUUGUAAGUUGAAUGCUGAAAUUGGGGUGUGUUGAUGUGAUGCUAAGAGUGGAUGGCACUCCUUUGCCUAAGGGAGUUUGAGGUAGUGGAACACGUUGAUUUAACCCAUCCCCUUAUGUAAUUUUGUUCUAGCUCCUCUUUUCCAAGUUGAAAUAACAAUUUUUUUUUUUGUUUUAAGUUGGUGCUCUGAAUCUUAGUCCUAGUACCCUUUACACUAAAUUGUCAAAUUUUGAUAAACUUGUGCCAUUUUCUUUGGUAAGAGAAAGCAGGUCUUAAUGUCUGCCAGAACACAAUUUAUAAGCCUGACAGGCUCCAUUAAACUUUUUUAAACUUUAAUAUUGGCUACUUUUUUUCAAUUUCAUUUAAUAUUAAAUGCUACUUGUCACUUAAAGUACUUCCUUUCCCUACUCCCAUGCCCCAGUCCUUACGUUUGCCAUCUCUUUACAAAAUAAACCUUAAAGAUGCAUGUAUUUCCCAUGAGCAGAAUGGGGAAUAAUUUCUUAAAAGGAAAAAUAGGUCCAGCACUUAGGAUUUUGAAGCCGUUCUUGUGCCAGUUACAAAACAAAUCAUGGAAGAUUGCCUUUGUGUGUGAUAUUGUGUUUUUUUUUUUUUGUUUGUUUGUUUUUGGAAAAAUAGCUCUUAGAAGACAUUUUUGGUCUUUUAAGAACAGUGUACAUUGAACUUAAAAUAUGGUUUAGUUUGGGAAACCAGAACCUCUUCUUAACCUUGCUUGAUCCUUUGAUCCUUUAACCUCCACAGCUGGUCAGUUCUGUUUCCAUGUAGGCAGACUUAACUUGGCAUGAGUGGGUUCAGUACAUCUUACACUGCAGUGACCUGAGCUUGGCUAAAGUAUUAAGAACUUAAAAAUCAUAAUGUCUGAGACAUAAGACAAUAUUAAUGGAAAACUCAUUUGGCUAAAUCUAAAGUCCUGCAGUCAGAUUCUUAAAUGUGGUUUACCCAACUGGAGUAGUAUACACCUUAAAUCAUAAUUCUAAUAAAUAUUAAAAAAAACCCA